Medicago truncatula (barrel medic) is the source of this 2602-nucleotide messenger RNA. Its product is annotated as cation/calcium exchanger 4. Gene Ontology annotation, cellular component: membrane. The coding region runs from base 375 to 2339 and encodes 654 amino acids. The transcript has a single exon. Gene Ontology annotation, molecular function: monoatomic cation transmembrane transporter activity. The record is from RefSeq and is a predicted model, not a curated record. Lineage: Eukaryota; Viridiplantae; Streptophyta; Magnoliopsida; Fabales; Fabaceae. Gene Ontology annotation, biological process: transmembrane transport; monoatomic cation transport.
GGAAAAGAAAAGAGGAACAAAAUUUUGCUCAUCAAUAAAAAAAUAUAAAAAAACAAAAACCAACGUGUUGAAAACUUUGUUCUUCUGAACAAGGAACAAGUUCUUCCUGCAAAUUCAACAACUCAAAUACCCAAAUCGAAAACCCUAAUCGCAUACCUUUCUUCAAUUCAUCGGGUAAGUUUCACCGUUCCUUAAUUUUCACGCCAAUUAUUUCUAAUGCAAAAUUUUCCCCGUCAAAUUCAGCUUCAAUUUGUCUCACUUCCAAAUCUUAGGGUUUCGUUUCGCGUUAAGAAACCGAAACCCUAGAAAUUUUUCGACUAAUUUGUAGCUGAAAUUACAUCACAAACGAUCUUUGUGUCGAUAAUUGAUUGGAAAUGAAGGCUCUGAAUGGGUUAUUGGGUUUAAAACGCAGAAAAAUUCAUGGGGUUUUCAAUGGUUUAUGUGUUAUGGUUGUGUUCUUCUUUUUUUACAACAGGGAAGAUAUAAUUCGAAACCCCCUUCUUAGACAAUCUGCUUAUUUGGUUAAUCAACAUGGUUUGUCUCAAAAUUUGAUUUUGAAAAAUGGGGUUUCGGUUAUUCACCGUAGAAUGGUUGAAAUUAGGAAUAGUACUAAUGAUUCGAGUUUAGUUGGUAAUGAAGAUUUGGGUGUGAGUACACCGGGAGUGUGCUUUGGAUUGCUUCAGUAUGAUGGUUAUGAUAGCCCUUGUGAAUUUUUGAAGGUGAAUCCUCAGUGUAGUUCUGAUGGGUAUAUUGAUUACUUGAGGUUUUUCUAUUGUAAAUGUCGAGGUUUUAGGGCUCUAGGCUAUCUAGUAUUGGGUGUUUGGCUUGCUGCUUUGUUUUAUCUCUUGGGGAACACUGCAGCGGAUUAUUUUUGUCCUUCGCUUGAGCAUCUCUCGAGGCUUUUGAAGUUGCCUCCUACUGUAGCUGGUGUUGUGUUGCUUCCUCUUGGGAAUGGUGCGCCGGAUGUGUUUGCUAGUAUAGCGUCGUUUGUGGGGACUGAUACGGGUGAAGUUGGUCUUAACAGUGUGUUAGGUGGGGCUUUGUUUGUUACUACUGUUGUGGUUGGAACUGUUUCUCUUUGUGUUGCAGAGAGGGAUGUUCAAGUUGAUCGACGAUGCUUUAUAAGGGAUUUGAGUUUCUUCCUGUUCACUAUUUUUUCGCUGCUUUUGAUUUUGUUUGUUGGCAAGAUUGGUAUUGGGGCAGCGAUUGGUUUUGUAUCGAUUUAUGUUGUUUAUGCUUUCAUUGUUGCUGCCAAUGAGAUAUUGCGGAAACAUGCACGGAGGUUGAAAUUGGAUUCUGUGACACCUAUGCUUCCUGUCCAAGGAAGCGUGUUCUCUAUUGGUUCUGAAGAGGAUACUACUAUAUAUAGCUCUUUGCUUGACUUAGACACCGAGAGCGAUCCUCCCCGUCUCCCUCCUUCCUUGCCUCAGUGGAUGUGGUCUUCGAAUGUGGCAAUAUAUUCAAACCAGGCAAGUAAAAUCUAUCAUUUAGACGAUGAAAGGCCUCCUUGGGGGUGGAGUGAUGGAACCCCAGAAAACACCAGGUCGUCGUUCUCUGUUUCAAAGCUUUUCUUACUCAUGGAAAUGCCGCUUGCAAUUCCUAGACGGCUGACUAUUCCAAUGGUUCACGACGAAGUAUGGUCGAAGCCGUUCGGUGUGGCCAGUGCUUCAUUGGCUCCCAUUCUCCUAGCCUUUUUGUGGAGCACACAAGAUAAUGUGAGUUACACGAGUAUUAUACUUGCUUAUUGUUUUGGCAUUUCUGUCGGAAGCACACUUGGUAUUCUUGCAUAUAAAUACACAGUGUCUGAUCGUCCGCCGUCUCAGUAUUUGAUACCCUGGGUUCUUGGAGGAUUCGUUAUGAGCAUAGUGUGGUUCUACAUAAUAGCAAAUGAGCUUGUGGCUCUAUUAGUAGCGUUUGGUUUAAUGUUUGGAAUUAAUCCAUCGAUUCUUGGUUUAACUGUAUUAGCAUGGGGAAAUUCAAUGGGAGAUUUAAUGUCAAAUGUUGCAUUGGCAUUGGAAGGAGGGGAUGGAGUUCAGAUAGCUUUAUCUGGAUGCUAUGCAGGUCCUAUGUUCAACACACUUGUUGGUUUGGGGUUCUCAUUGCUGCUCGGUGCAUGGUCGAAGAAACCUUCUUCAUACGUGGUGCCUAAAGACGGUAGCUUAUUUUACACCAUGGGAUUUCUUAUCACAGGACUGCUAUGGGCACUUGUUGUUUUACCGCGCAACAACAUGCAUCCCACCAGAAUGUUGGGAUUGGGUCUCAUUGCCCUUUAUGUGAUAUUUCUUUCUUUCAGAGUGUGUACUGCAAUGGGAUUAAUAACAAUGUAUGGUUUAAGUUAGACUUUUUUCGAUUGAUUUACGUUGUAAUCAUAUUGAUCAUGGUUUCUACUUCUUAUUGAGCCAUGAGCUGUAAUUUCUGUCGUGCAUAUAGCUGAUACAUAGGACAUGAAAUUUAGGAAAGAAAAAUUUGGUCUCCACGUAGCAUGAAUGAGUUACUGCUCUGUAUAUUCAAACAUUUUGUUGAAAAAUGGACUCCAAAGCUACCACUUACCAAUCAAAAUGACUUCAGCAGUCUAGCCUUCUGGUGUGAUUGAUUUCUUCUU